Puccinia graminis f. sp. tritici CRL 75-36-700-3 is the source of this 3096-nucleotide messenger RNA. RefSeq names its product malate dehydrogenase (oxaloacetate-decarboxylating)(NADP+), variant. Gene Ontology annotation, biological process: pyruvate metabolic process; malate metabolic process. Gene Ontology annotation, molecular function: malate dehydrogenase (decarboxylating) (NAD+) activity; NAD binding. The transcript has 17 exons. The record is from RefSeq and is a predicted model, not a curated record. The coding region runs from base 741 to 2543 and encodes 600 amino acids. Lineage: Eukaryota; Fungi; Basidiomycota; Pucciniomycetes; Pucciniales; Pucciniaceae. Gene Ontology annotation, cellular component: mitochondrion.
CAAUCUUUUCGAAUAUCAGUCAACUCAUCUCCGCUGGGAAGUCUCAGACAUCAUUCAAACAGACAGAUUGCCCUCCUUUUCUAAGGAAUCUCCUUAACUUGAUGGGAAGCGUCCCUCCCCCAAAAGGAGUCAGAUGUCACAUGAAUAUGUAUUAUUUUGGAGAUUGGAGGAGGAGGAGGAGGAUGGUGAUCAGUCCUGUGAUAUGCAACUGCAUUGUUAUGUGAUACAUAUUGUUGGCGAUGAUGUUGAUGUGUGAUAUAUGGCGAUGGCAGCAGCCCCAUCCUGAUUGUAUGGCUGUACUGCAAUGUUUUGUAAAUGCAUAAAUUAAUAUCAACCACCUCCUUCAUCGCCCUCUUCCUUGUUCAUUUCAGCCUUUUGGAUGUGGAUGUGAUCAUUGGUGUGAUUCCGAUCGAUUUUCUUCGGACUCAGAAAAGCUGUUGAUUUUUUUUUGCUUGCAUCCGCAACUUCACCUUUAACCGUUAGUAAGCUUAUUACCAGACGCUUACUCAGCCCCCCCUAUCAAUAGCAUUCCCAUCCAAUAUAAGGUCUUAGAUAAGCAUCCAUUCGAUCGGAGUUAUCUGUUCGAUCGGCUCUCCUGUUAAAUAUCUCGAUUCUUGAACAGCAGCAACACUACAGCGGCCAAUAAAUCCUAGGAUUCUCAUUUGACCCAGUUGGGAAGUGCAACAAGGCUGAUUUAGUUUAUAUCACCCAUCCUUUGAAGCACUUAUUAGAAAGCCAGAAUGCCAUCAGCUACUGCCCCUUCGACGAUGAAUGCCAGGACGGCCGAGUUGGUCCGACAUCUCAAUACCACCGCCAUCACUAACUCCACCGAGUCUUAUCCAGGCAUGCAUAAACUCAGGUCCUUACGGGCCGCCGCUACAUUAAGAGACCCGUUUAUUAAUGAGGAUACCGGAUUUCCUCUCGAACUUCGUCACCGAAUGGGUAUUCGUGGCUUACUACCCCCGGCUAUCGAAACCUUAGAUCAGCAAAUGGCUAGGGUUUUGGAUCAGAUGAGAACUAAACGAACUUCGAUCGGACAAUAUAUCUACUUGUCAAACUUGAGACAAAGUAAUGUUAACUUGUUUUACCAUGUCUUAUUAACCAACACGUCCGAGGUUGUUCCACUGGUCUACACACCAGUCGUAGGAGAGGCCUGCAUUAAAUGGUCUCACAUUUACCAGCGUCCAGAGGGACUAUAUGUGUCUUGGAACGAUAGAGGAUGUAUUCGUGAUGUACUGAAGAACUGGCCUUUACCUGAGGAAGCUAGAAUUUGUGUGGUCACUGAUGGCUCAAGAAUUUUGGGCUUGGGUGAUUUGGGUGUUGGUGGUAUGGGAAUUUCCGUUGGCAAACUGUCGCUCUACGUGGCGGCUGCAGGCAUUCGACCUUGGGCCACUGUACCGAUCUGUAUCGAUCUUGGGACUGAUAACGAAAAGAAUUUGACUGAUCCACUUUACUUGGGACUGAGGAUGAAGAGGCGCUCGAAGGAAGAGGCUUUGGAGUUCAUGGACGAGUUCAUGGCUGCUGUACAUGCCGAAUUUCCAGAAUUGGUUAUUCAACAUGAAGAUUUUGCAACAGAGCGUGCUUUUGAUUAUCUAAAACGCUAUCAACACAGCUAUCCAAUGUUCAACGAUGAUAUUCAAGGUACUGGAGCUGUCAUCUUGGGUGGCUUCAUCAAUGCUGCUCGUCACUCCGCCUCAGCAAGUGGUAAGGAACUGCGUGAUCAGCGGAUCGUAUUCAUGGGGGCUGGAAGUGCUGGUGUUGGAGUAGCCAAGCAGCUACUCUCAUUUUUCAUCAACUUGGGUUUGUCAGAAGAAGAAGCAAAGGAAAGGGUUUGGUUAGUAGAUACUAAGGGUUUGGUAACCCUUGAUCGAGGUGACAAACUAGCCGCACACAAGACUUUCUUUGCUCGUCAACCAGGUGGCUCCCAGAUCAAAACCCUCAUCGAAGUGAUCCAGCAUGUGAAACCUACCGCGUUGAUUGGUCUCGCAGCAACAGCGCACCUCUUCGAUGAAGCAGUGGUCAAGCUGAUGGCGGAGUUGAAUCCUCGACCAAUCAUCUUCCCCCUCUCAAAUCCUGUCCACCUGGCUGAAUGCACGUUCGACGAGGCGGUCAAGUGGACCGACGGGCAGGUGCUAUUUGCGUCAGGCUCUCCGUUUGCCAGCUGCGGAUGGCGUGGGCACACUAUUGAACCAGGGCAAGGAAACAACAUGUAUGUGUUCCCUGGUAUUGGACUAGGGGCGAUCUUGGCAAGGGUCAAGACAAUCUCGGAUAAGAUGAUCGAAGCUUCAGCCUUGGCAUUGUCAGAUUCUUUGACAGAUGAAGAAAAGGCAGAUGGACUCUUGUACCCUAGAUUGAACAGGAUCAGAGAUAUCAGUACUUCGGUAGCGUUGCGUGUCAUCCGACAAGCCCAAGAAGAGGGCUUGGUCGGAAAUCCGAUCAUUGGAAAUCUGGGUGAUGACGAGUUGAAGAAGUACAUCGAACAAAAAGAGUAUUGGCCUGCUUUCAUGUCUGGUGAACACAUUGAUUUGGCUAUUAGAUCCUGAUUUAAAAACGUGAUAACAAUCAAGGGUCAAGAACAAUUGAAUAUAAAAUGAAAUAGUCAGGCCAUGAAAAUGAUUAGAGGGUAUUUGAUUUGAUCAACUCUCAAAAGGUUUUGGUAGAAUGCCAGUCAACUCCUAUCUAUUGCUGCAACCUGGAUAACUUUUUGCGUUCACUUGAAAGGAACAUCUGGGCCCGCUAGGUUUGACUUUAUCCAAUUCUUUAUUUUCACCGCGACGGACUACGCAAAUGUUUCUGCUUCUUCUCUUUGAGCAUUGCUAUUUUUGGUUUGAUCGAAAUUUCAUUCUCAAAGUCAACAUUUUCAGUGCUCCCAUGCUGCAGCUUGAUAUCGUUUGUGAAUUGGCCCACGGAGAUGCACCAUAGACAGAGCCAAAAUAUGUGAAUUAGAGUGGACAGGACAAAAAUUCUCAACUGGUCAGACUCAUUUUCGACCCAACAAAUUCAUUACAAGAUUUGGUCAGUAGUUCAUUUUUUGUCGGCUACUUGGCCAUGCUGACUGGAUGUUUCCAGCUGGGUAGGCUAACUGGAUGUGUUUCC